AUUUAAGCAAUAAGGAGCCUCACCUUAACUUUCUGCAUAUUUUGCACCUAUUUGCCCUGCACACUAGAGCGAAGUCACCGGAUUGGCUCUAGCCGCGACGUUUGACGCUCUGUUUACUAACUUGCUGUGCCUUACGAAUAAGCCCUUGUUGCUUAGUGCACCUGUAGUUUUAAUCCUUCCCCAACAUAAUCCGAACCGCCUUUCGAACAUAUAAACGUGUCAGUUCUUAUCGGUUAUAACAAUAAUAAUUAUAAUAAGCACAAGGUGAUAAAAGUCCAACUGGUGCGAAAUUUACCUGCUUCUUGGCGGUGGCUGUCUCUGGGGUGUAAGGCCAUCUCUGCACGACCAGCCCGGCUCGGCAUUCCCAACCCAACCCAUGAGCGGCCUCUGGGAUUACGACGACGAUGAAAACGACCUGGUUGACGACAAGGGCUGGGAAGCGGUUGCUGCGGCUCCCGUCAAGGAAGCAGUAGAGGAUGAAGAGGACGGCGCGCCACGCAAGAAGCGCAAAGGCGGUCGCAGCAAGACCGUUGCUGAUACGCAAGGCGCCACCACGGCUGCCGCACGUGGCUACCGUCCAAAACGGCGCAACGGCUCCGCUACACCCGAGCCCUCCACGCUGCAUCUUCCUCAGCUAAAGCCCCCACCGGUGCUCAUGGUCAUUGAUAGCGACGACGAGAACGACGAUCUGGUGGUGGUGACCUCACCGCCUGUAGGCAGCACCGCGGGCGGCGGUGGGGCAACUGGAGUUGCCAAAACCUCCGCCGCAGGCGCCAGCAAGCCAACUGGUGGAGGCAGCCGUACGAACGGCACUGGCACGGCUGGGGGCGGUACGGCAGGGAAUCCAAACCUAGAGGGGCAACCCUCGCUGAGCAAGGAACAUGAGCUGCUGCGAGCGCUGCAGCAGGUGACCCAGAUGCAGGACAGGCGACCACAGCAGCAGCCGCAGCAGAACAAUCCAGAGGAUAGCAAGCGCAAGCCCCAUUCAGCUCGGCCGCAGCAGCGGCAGCAGGACCCCGCUGACACCAUUCCGCUGUUGGACGACUCGGACGGCUCCAAUUCCGAACCUGACGCAGGGCCCUCAUGCAGUGUCCCGCGGCUGCCCACAGCAGCGCCAGCGCACCUGGGCUUUACAUCCAUGCUGGCGGGUAUUCCUCGUUUCGGGUCCAGCGGCGGGGCAGGGCCCUCAUCCGCUGCCGCAGGCGUAGGCAGUACUCAGACCUCGGGCACUUUGAAGGCGCAGGAGCCGCAGCCACAGCUGGUAUCGCAGGCUUCUGGCGCUGCUGCUGCUGACCCAGAUGGUGGCGCGGGCGGUGGAGAGGAUCGAGUGCUGCUGAAGCUGGUGUGGGGAACCGGCAAGGAUGGCUUCCUGAAGCUGCGUGUGGCGCGCUCGGACCCGAUCUCCAAGUUGGUUGAGAAGUUCCGGGAGAUUGCGCGGCAGCGGAACCUGUGUCGAGACCCCAGCAAGAUCAAGUUCCUCUUCGAUGGCGACGAUUUGGCCAAGACUCCCAACACCACCCCAGAGGAGCUGGACCUCGAGGAUGACAUGAUCAUCGAUAUCAAGGGGAUGUAGCAGCAGCAGUGAAAGCUGACCUUGUAGUGUCAAGGGUAGGAGCAUCAAUUGUAGCAGCGGCGACAGCUGUGGCAAUGACAAUACACGCAGGUCCAGCAGAGCAGCGGCAUUAGACUGGUAGUGUCGACAAGAGGGCAGUACUCGUGUAAACACGUAGCAGUGGUGACGGUGAGGCACGGGGUGGAGGUUAGUUACAGUAGCGGCAGUUGUAAGUCCUGUGGGAGUUUCUGGGCGUCAAGGGCGUCAACCGACGAAGCAAAAGGAGGAAUUACAUUUUCUCAACUGGCAGGAUCGGCGUGGGGAAAUCUGGUAUGGCCCUCUGGUGUCAGGACCGUUCGGGCCUUACAAAUGGGAAAGUGCAGCGUUUUGAAACGGAAUCAGGAGGCAGCUGGGCGAACGGGAUGAGAGUGCGUACACGAUAUUACAUCGUCGCAGUAGGCCAAUAAAGAUCUAUGCAUGUGUCGAC
Molecule: messenger RNA, 2039 nt
Organism: Astrephomene gubernaculifera
Lineage: Eukaryota; Viridiplantae; Chlorophyta; Chlorophyceae; Chlamydomonadales; Astrephomenaceae
Source: the annotation of a GenBank genome assembly